AUGUCCUUUUUCCAGUUGGAUUGGGAAUGUUCAUAUCAAGAGUAUAUGAAAAUGAUCUAUCAUCACGCAACGAACUAUGUUCCGCCACGGGUUUCACAAGAGAGGCACCUCAUCACUUGUAGGGAGCUGCUGAAUGAAGCUCAGAGGGAAUGCAAGGGAGGCAAGUAUGAUCUUUCCUUCUUUCACUACCUUCGGUGUGUGGAGAUUCUCACUAAGGUGGGGAUACCCUCUACAUACAAAGAUUCAAUGGUUUUGAAGAAGCAGUGUAUGGAUGCCAUUGAAGCCCUCAUGAAUGGCGCUCUUAAAAAUCACUAUGAAAAAAUGGUUGAAGAAUUAAACUCGAAGAAGGAAGGAGUUGAUGUUUUAAGUGUAGGGGAUCCCUCUGUAGUUAAUGUGAACAAUGAGGAAGCUGAACAUUUGAAGCGUAGGGAGGUGCUUCUGAAAAAUGAGCGCGGUACUUUGGAUAGUUGGAGGGGAGAGAUAGGAGAAACGCGUAUACCCUACAAUCAAAUCUAUAAUACCACUGUGGAUUAUCAGUAUUGGAAUCGUGAUGUUGCAGCAACCGUGGCAUCAGAUGGUGUAGUUGUUCCGCCACGAUCCAUACCGUGUGCUUCCCCUAACGCUUACUGCAAGUGGACAUAUAACUCUAGUUUUCAGGGUAAGUGGAACCCUAGACGGGGAAUGGUUAAUCUUGGUAAUACUUGCUAUUUGAAUAGCGUCGUACAGACGCUUGUUUCUACACCAUUGGGGGCUUAUUUUCUGGGUGACAAGUAUACGCUUGAUGUCAGUACUGCUGGGAGGCAGACUUGUAGGCUGGUCAACUCUUUCACUUUCAUUGUUCGAGAGUUGAACCGCAGGGACUGCGCUGCCCCUGUGAGUCCUUCACCAUUUAAAAAAGCGAUGGGAGAGGUUAAUGAAGCGUUUUCUGGUUUUGGGCAACAGGAUGCAAAUGAGUUUCUGAGAGUCCUUCUUGAGGGGAUACACGACGGGUUGAAUGAUCGAAGAACGGUCAAAGCCGUUCCGAGUGACGCAGACACUAUCGAAUUCAGUGAUGCGGAGUUGGCGAAACGCCACUGGGAGCAAUACACGCAACAAAACAAUUCUGUUGUCGUUGAUAACUGUGCAUUUCAAGAGCGGAGUUCUAUUAUGUGUUUAGUAUGUCGAAGAAUUAGUAGGUCUUUUACAUGUUCGUUGGGAAUCGACGUUCCCAUUCCUGCCGGGACUGGGAACAUUUGCCUGGAAGACUGCUUCAGACUAUAUUGCAAAGAAGAGGAGUUGGAUCUUGAUUCAGCGUAUCACUGCCCUUCGUGCAAGCAAAAGGUCAAAGUAUCGAAACAGCUUUUGUUGUAUUCACUACCGACCCUGUUGUUUGUAACGAUCAAACGUUUUCGAAGCGAUGGCGCUAUAUCGAUGAAAUUAAAUGACCCCGUUUUCUUUCAGAAAAAGAUUGACUUAAAACCCUUCUUGUGUUCGACAGAGAAAAACACCAUAUACGAUUUAGUCGGUGUGGUGAACCACAGUGGGAGCACGACCGGCGGCCACUACACUGCUGAUUAUUAUGAUAAUCAUUGUGGGUGGUCUUCAGCUAGUGAUGAGCGAGUCUCUAGGGCGGACAAACCUGACUAUCGACUUGUUUAUAUUCUGUGUUACGUACGUUCUGCUUAG
Messenger RNA from Trypanosoma brucei brucei TREU927, 1665 nucleotides. Its product is annotated as ubiquitin carboxyl-terminal hydrolase, putative. The record is from RefSeq and is a predicted model, not a curated record. Gene Ontology annotation, biological process: protein deubiquitination. Bases 1 to 1665 code for a protein of 554 amino acids. The transcript has a single exon. Gene Ontology annotation, molecular function: cysteine-type deubiquitinase activity. Lineage: Eukaryota; Euglenozoa; Kinetoplastea; Trypanosomatida; Trypanosomatidae.